Molecule: messenger RNA, 5467 nt
Organism: Lates calcarifer (barramundi perch)
Lineage: Eukaryota; Metazoa; Chordata; Actinopteri; Centropomidae
Gene: ubap2l
Product: ubiquitin associated protein 2-like
Cellular component (GO): nucleus; cytoplasm
Molecular function (GO): protein binding
Source: RefSeq, a predicted model, not a curated record
GUGCGUUGACGAUAUUAAACUGUAUUGGUGAGUGAUCACAUGUUGUGGGUCCAGUUUCCUCGAAGCGCUGUGUAAAACCACGUGACGCAGCUCUCCGUGGUGUCAGAGUGGAAAAGAAACAGGUGUUAUUCCUUUGUAAAUACUGUUAUUUGUAUAUACUGUAAAUGAUGACGUCCAUGGGCGGGAACCGAGCCCGGGGCAGCUGGGAGCAGACACAGGGCCAGACACAGAGCCAGACACAGCACAAGCAGAGGCCUCAGGCUACCGCAGAGCAGAUCCGACUUGCGCAGAUGAUUUCAGAUCACAAUGAUGCAGACUUUGAAGAGAAGGUCAAACAGCUGAUUGACAUCACAGGCAAAGACCAGGAUGAGUCUAUGAUCGCGCUGCACGAUUGCAACGGGGAUGUCAACAGAGCCAUUAACGUGUUGCUGGAGGGUAGCCCAGACACUGACUCUUGGGAAAUGGUGGGGAAGAAGAAAGGUGUGUCAGGCCAGAAGGAGACUAGCCAAGCAGAGACCGGAGAGGAAGGAAAAGAGAACAGGGAGAAAGGAGGAGAGAAAGAUGUAGCACGUCGUCGGGGUGGAGCUCCACGCAAGGGCCGCGGAGCCAGCAGGGGACGAGAGUUUCGUGGUCAGGAGAAUGGCUUGGAUGGCAGCAAGGCCGGCGUCGCUGGAAGAGGUGCAGAGCGAGGCCGAAGGGGAAGAGGCAGAGGAAGAGGGGCUGUUGGAGUAUCUGGACGGCGAGGAGGCAGAUUUUCAGCGCAGGGCAUGGGCCAGAUUGAUAAGGGGCCCAGAUAUGAUAUUGCAGGAGGUGAGAGAACAUUCAACCCUGCUGACUAUGCAGAGCCAGCCCAGACAGAAGAAAACUAUGGAGGGGGCAGCACCUGGAACAACACGGGAAGCAUGGAGCUGGAGGAGGGAGCUAGGUUGGAAUACUCUGCAGGAGAGGGAACAACUUACCCACCCAAGUUUGACUCUGCUCCUGGUACCUGGAGGACAGAAGAGUGGGGCACUGAGGAGUGGAAUGAGGAGCUUACAGAGACCAAGAUAUUCACAGCUUCCAGUGUGGCGUCCAUGCCUCUGCCUCAAGAGAAUGUUACCAUUACCAAAGGACAGAGGAUUGACCUUGCGGUGCUCCUGGGGAAGACUCCCCCAUCCUCCUCCUCAGAGACAGAAAACCCCCCCAUGGAGGCCACCCAGCCUCCCUCCUUGUCCCAAUCACUGGUUUUCAGCAAUUCCAAGCAAGGGGUGCCACUCUCCCAAACAUCCUCCAGCACCCCUUACACCCAGCACAGCAUGGUCAGCAUGCUGAGCAAAGGCUUUGGGGAUGUGGGGGACCCUAAAGGAGGUAGCACAGGGACCACUGGCUCUCAGUUCCUGGAGCAGUAUAAAACAGCCCAGGCACUGGCCCAGCUGGCAGCCCAGCACUCCCAGACAGGACCUCCCAACACAGCCCCUUCAUCCUGGGACACCAGUGCCACCUCACUGGGACAAUAUGAUAUGAAGACUCAGCCGGAGUCAGCAGUCCAUACGCCCUUUACGAAGCGGCAGCCGUACCAGGCCGCCACCUCAACCUCGUCCAUGUUGGAUGUUUUCCUGCAGGACAAAGGCCUGCCUCCUUCCUCCUCUGUCUCCUCGUCUUCUUCCUUACCCCAACAAACAACAUCCUCACCCCAUGUGGCGCCUCCGCCUGCUUCCUCUCUUCCCAAAAUGGCAGCAGUCCCUUCUCUAGGUCAGCAAGUUUCUCCAAGCUCUUCAGAUGCCCAGGGUUCAAGUCCACUGCCUCUGCAGCAACACAAACUCAAACAACAGAAGAAGAGGACAUCCAUUACAACAAAGAUUCCAGCAAUGGCAGUGGAGAUGCCUUGCUCAACAGACAUCUCGGGCCUCAAUCUUCAGUUUGGAGCGCUGCAGUUUGGGUCAGAACCAGUUCUACCAGAGUAUGAGUCCACCCCUUCCACCACGACACCAGCCAACCAAGUUCAGAACAGUCUCUACACAAGCCCCAGCAGUGAGUCGACUCCAGCUCUCUCCAACUCCAGCCAGAUGGACCUGUAUGAUCAGAGAGCACCUCAGGCACGGCGCUACCCUCCUUCAGUCUCCUCCUCCCCUCAGAAGGAUAUGCAGCCCAAGAAUGGCUUCAAUUCAAUACAAGCAACGCAAUCUGUGGAAGCUGCAGCAGGCUCUGCAGUAUCAGUCAAGCCAGCCUCUGAUUCAGUCACGCCGGCAUCUGUCUCCAGCAUGGGCACUUUGACGGACAGCGGCUCGGGCCCUGCCUCCUUGUUGGCCACAUCCAAUCAGACAUCCCUUAGCGCUCUUGGGCACAGUGAAGACCUGCCUCCAAGCACCAUUCCCCCUCCUCAGCACAACAACUCUCACCCAUCACAACAGAACAGCCUUGCUCCAUCCUCAGUCCGGACAUCCAACUCAAGCUUACUGCAUCCCAGCGUAGACGGUGACUCAAGCCUGCACUCCUCCUCCUUUCCUUCCUCCGUGUCAGCCGUGGCGUCUUCAUCAGUCCCCUCCUCCUCUUCCUCCGCGGCUGCUGCGGCACAGGUGUCCCUCGGCGCCCCUCAGGCCUCCUCGGUGGGCUCUGCCACAGUUUCGGCUCCUUCCGGCCUUGGCCCCGUCAGCAGUCUGGCCAUGGGCCUCAACACUGCCUCCAUGGGCGCCCCAGCUGCAGCAGCCACCACAGUUUCGGUCUCUACGACGGCUUCAACCAUUCCCUCUUCGGCUACUUCCUCAUCUACGCGCAGCUCUGCAGCAUCCUCAGGGAAAGCACCUCCAAACCUGCCACCCGGAGUGCCCCCACUACUGCCCAACCCAUACAUCAUGGCCCCGGGACUACUGCACGCCUACCCUCCUCAGGUGUACGGCUAUGAUGACCUACAGAUGCUGCAGACAAGAAUACCGCUGGAUUAUUACAGCAUCCCCUUUGCAACUCCCACAACAGCACUGACUGGCAGAGAGGGCAGUCUGACGAGUAACCCUUAUUCUGGUGACUUAUCAAAGUUUGGUCGAGGUGAUGCAUCAUCCCCUGCUCCAGCCACCACAUUAGCUCAGACACAACAGAACCAGACCCAGACACAUCACACCACACAGCAGACCUUCCUCAACCCGGCGCUGCCGCCUGGCUACAGCUACACGAGCCUCCCAUACUACACUGGCAUGCCAGGCCUGCCCAAUACCUUCCAGUACGGACCUGCUGUGUUUCCGGUGGCUCCUACCUCGUCAAAGCAGCACGGUGUGAAUGUCGGCGUCAAUGCAUCAGCCACACCUUUCCAGCAGGCUAGUGGCUACGGUUCCCAUGGAUACAGCACUGGCUAUGAGGAUGUGGGCCAGGCUUCAGGGAGUGGGGAUUUCUGUAAGGGCGGAUACGGCACUGCCGUGGCCGCUGCCGCUUCUGCACAAAACAAGCCAGCCAGCUCUGUCACCGGGCCUGGAGUCGGAGUCUCUGUGACAUCAAGCAACACGGGGGUACCAGAUAUUUCAGGGUCUGUUUACACAAAGACGCAGUCAUUUGAGAAGCAGGGUUUCCACGCCGGCACGCCGGCAGCUUCGUUCAGCCUGCCCUCGGCUUUAGGGAGCGGGGGACCCAUCAACCCCCCGGCUGCCGCUGGCUACGCCCCGGCCCCUUUCAUGCACAUCCUGGCACCGCAUCAACAACCCCAUUCUCAAAUUCUGCACCACCACCUGCAGCAGGACGGACAGAGCGGCACUGGACAGCGCAGCCAGAACGCCUCCAUUCAGCAGAAGUCUCAGAUCAACAAGUCUGCAUACAACAGCUACAACUGGGGGGCAAACUAACAUCCGGCAUCAGGGCCCCUUCCCCACCCCUCACGGUCGACAGAGGCGAGGAGGGGGCUCAUCACUCCUUCCGCAAACAGUCUCCACAUAUAAAUUCCCUCUUCCUCCUGCAGAGAUUUCCCUCCCCAGUCUCUUGGCCCAGCACUCCUGCAGCUCUGACCAGUGUGGUCAGAGGAGGUGCUGUGCCGAGAGAACGAGCACUGUAAUGAUGCAUGGAUGAGUGGGAGGGACAGGAGGGGCUUAGAAGAGAGGGGAGAUUGGAGCUUAAAUGGUUAUAGAAAUACACCGAUAAAGAGGUGAAAUAUUGAGUGUUGGGAAUUUGUAUCAUGUUAAACCGCCCCCACCCCGCCCCGCCCGGCCUACCCCUUUUUCUUUCACUUGUAUGUAACAUAGAACUGUUUUCUAAAAGAAUGAACGUUUCCUGUGCUUUUUUUUUUUUUCUUUUUUGUCUUUUCUCCCCUUUUUUUUCUUGCUGGUGGGGAGGAAUGAAGUAAUAUCUGAAGGUGGGGGGACAGGCUGGUUUUGUAUUUCUCACCCUCAACUCCCCACUCCUUAAUUUUGGUGGAAAUUCUUCCCUCCCACACACAAAAAAUCCAAACGCAGUAGUUUGAUUAAUUGCUGUUAAAUGUUUUUUUGUUUGUUUGUUUUUUUUUUUCAUUUUUAUGUCAUUUUAAGUUUGAAGAAACAAUUCUCUAAACUGGUAGAGUUGUGAAGUUUAUUUUUUACCAAAUAUAGAUAUAUUAUAUAUAAAGACAUAUAAGCGAGCUCACUGGCUUGGACUGUGAGGAAAGUGUGUUUGUCAUGUGACUGCGUGCAUGUUUGUACACACAGGGGCCGUGGUUGUGUACUGUGCUUUGUUUUUUGCCUAGCACAGGAUUUUUCAUUAUCCAACACUUGUACAGUAACUGUUCCCAUGAAUUAUAAAUAAUAUGUUGCAUAAAGGUCGCACCCUAAUUCUGCAAGAGAUGUUGAGAAUGAUUUCCAAGGCCAAUACACACCCAGUCUGCCUUCCAGUGUGUUUUUUGUUUGGUUUUGAGGCCCCCCCACCUCCUCCCUGCUCCACCACCUGUCCCCCUGUCAUUGUAAGGAAAACUGCAGCAUUGAAUACUGAUGGACAGAAUUGUACUAUGGGUUUUUUUUGUCAGUGAUUUAUUUUUUUUCUUUUUGUACUGUGCGUUUUAAAAAAAAAAAUUUAAAUGGAUAAACUUGUCUUGUACAUAUAUAAAAAAAACACAAGUACUGUAGUCCCUGUUUGUUCGAUGGCUUUCUCCUUUUCCUUCUCAAAUCCUUGCAGACUUGUUAGCUUUUUGUUUCAUAUAUUUUUUUUUAUUUUGUAAAAAUAUAUAAAUAUUAAGUAAAUAAACAAGAAAAAGACAUUUUCAUCAUUUUGGAUGUGAAUGUCUUUUAAGAAACUAUAUUUGUUUCUCAUGUGGCUUGUAAAUACAGCAGCAGCAUCUUCCAGUGUUUGUGUGUGUGUUGCUGAAAGCGGGCUGAGGCUGGUUAAUUGACAUACACUGUAAAAAGAAGCUUGUGCCAUUAAGUGUUUAACACAUCUGAAACCAUCUGACUCAGAGGCUUUAGGGUUGGUUUCUGUUAUAGGCUUGAGUUAUCUAACAGACUCCAGGGGAUCAGCAGUACCAAAUUAAACUCCAAACACAGCA